CGGUGUUAGACAUGCACAAGGUCUACCCAUCACAAUGCUCCUAGAGUUCAAUCGUGGUACCAUGCAACGAUGGUUUUACGAGAGAAGAAACCAUGCAAACGAAUAUCCUAACUUUGUCACCCCUCGGAAGGAGGAGAAGAUCAGUAGUCGUCUAUCAAAGUCUACACGUUUGGAGGUUCAGACAAUUACACAGACUCAAUAUCAGGUUGUCGGUUUUGAUGGAUUCAUGGGUACUGUAAACUUCGGUAAAAUGUCUUGCUUAUGUAGAAAGUUUCAAUUUUCACGUAUUCCGUGUAAACGUGUCAUCGUUGUUGCACGACAUAUGAGGCUCACGAAUGUCAAUGCAUGGGUUCAUCCAUUCUUUCAGAUCGAUAUCUACCAUGCAAUAUAUCAAGAACCUAUCAAUCCUCUUGGAAAUCAAUCUGAUUGGUUGCACUCACCAGAAGGAAUGGUUAUUCUGCCCCCUCCUCGAUAGUCGUCGUCCGGGUCGUCCCUCCAACAGAAAUCUACGUCCUUCGUAGGGAGAAAAUAUGACACCGAGGAUUUGUAGCCGUUGUCAUGAACCAGGACACGUACAAACCUAAUGUAAAAGGCCAGCACCCAUGCCGACCUCCGCUCUGCACGUUCAUCUAAAAAAGGUAAAGGGACAAGAUCUUGAAAUUUGGUGGAAUCAUUUUUGUUAGUUAUAUGAGUCAUCAUUGUUGUACUUCAGUUACAUG
Mangifera indica (mango) is the source of this 719-nucleotide messenger RNA. RefSeq lists its product as uncharacterized. Bases 35 to 475 code for a protein of 146 amino acids. Lineage: Eukaryota; Viridiplantae; Streptophyta; Magnoliopsida; Sapindales; Anacardiaceae. The transcript has 2 exons. Gene Ontology annotation, molecular function: zinc ion binding. The record is from RefSeq and is a predicted model, not a curated record.